Molecule: messenger RNA, 720 nt
Organism: Mesorhabditis belari
Lineage: Eukaryota; Metazoa; Nematoda; Chromadorea; Rhabditida; Rhabditidae
Source: the annotation of a GenBank genome assembly
AUGAUGACUCGUUCCUUGCAAUCCCACAAUCAUGAGUAUUCAAAAAUGUACAAAGUCGGUGGUGAAAAAGGGAAAAAGCGGCAUAAAGAGUGCAAAGAUUGCAACAAUUGCAAGGAUUGCACAGCGGAAAAAAUUGAGGAGACUGGUGUCAAACAGAUCGCGGUCGUUGUUGAAGAGGAUGACGAGGAAAGAAAAAGGCUUGAGCGCAAAAAACGCACCCAAGAAGAUAUGGUGAACGAUUUUGUGAAAAUCCUCGAGCAAAUGAUGAAACCAAGACAAGCCGUGUUGUCAUUAGUGUCAGGCGCGGCGGGGAUCGCCUCGGUCGGUGUGUCGCUCAUUCACUGGAAUGAUCUACCACCAGAAGCUGAACUCGGCCGCCAACUAAUGCAUAUUCUUUUUGCAUACGGGGUUCUACAAAUCGUUCUUGCAACGGCUUUCUUUGUCACGUGUAUGCAAACUUCAAUAGCUGUGAGCAAGGGUGUAAAAGAUGCCGUUCAAAUAGUCAUCGGUUUGAUAGUGGCUCUUGUCUAUCUUCUAGUCGCACUCGUCUCAUUGGCGGUCGGGGUUGUUGGUUUCUACAAAACGAUCUCAAUGCUUAGCGGUGUUGUCUACGAUUCGCCGCACGAUCUUUUCUUUUGCCCGAAACCCCUUUUCUAUACUUCGAUUUUCGUUUUCGUUCUUCACAUCAUCAUGAUUGUGUUCAAAUGUUGUUGUUGUAAA